AAUGCCGUGCAUGGCGCGUCAUUGAAGAGAGACCAUGAUGGCGGCGGCCGUGGCGGUGGCGGUGGGGGGAGCCCCCGAGGUGAUCGCCCAGCUGGAGAACGCGGCCAAAGUGUUGAUGGCACCACCUUCCAUGGUCAAUAACGAACAACGUCAGCAUGCUGAACACAUAUUCUUAUCAUUUCGAAAAUCAAAAUCACCAUUUGCUGUUUGCAAGCAUAUUUUAGAAACUAGUAAAGUUGAUUACGUCCUUUUUCAAGCCGCCACAGCGAUAAUGGAAGCAGUUGUACGUGAAUGGAUUUUAUUGGAAAAAAGUAGCAUUGAAUCACUAAGAACAUUCCUUUUAACGUAUGUCUUACAAAGGCCAAACCUCCAGAAGUAUGUACGGGAGCAGAUAUUAUUAGCAGUAGCAGUAAUAGUGAAACGAGGAUCCUUGGACAAAUCUAUUGAAUGCAAGAGCAUUUUUCAUGAAGUUAGUCAGCUGAUAAGCAGCGGCAACCCCACUGUGCAGACACUGGCCUGUUCCAUUUUAACAGCAUUAUUAAGUGAGUUUUCAAGUUCAAGUAAAACCAGUAACAUUGGGUUAAGCAUGGAGUUCCACGGUAACUGCAAACGAAUAUUUCAAGAGGAUGAUCUCCAUCAGAUCUUCAUGCUUACUGUAGAGGUGCUGCAGGAAUUCAGCCGGCGUGAAAACCUUAACGCUCAGAUGUCUUCAGUUUUUCAACGUUAUCUUGCACUAGCCAAUCAGGUCUUAAGUUGGAAUUUUCUUCCUCCAAAUUUAGGCAGACAUUAUAUAGCUAUGUUUGAAUCCUCACAAAAUGUGAUGCUAAAGCCAACAGAGUCCUGGCGUGAAACACUCCUGGACAGCAGAGUAAUGGAACUUUUCUUCACUGUGCAUCGAAAAAUUAGAGAAGACACAGAUAUGGCACAAGACUCGUUGCAGUGUUUAGCACAGCUAGCUUCUCUACAUGGGCCGGUAUUUCCAGAUGAAAGCUCGCAAGUCGACUACUUGGCUCACUUCAUUGAGGGACUGCUCAACACUAUCAAUGGGAUUGAGAUAGAGGACUCUGAAGCGGUGGGAAUAUCCAGUAUAAUCAGCAACUUGAUCACUGUAUUUCCUCGCAAUAUAUUAACAGCCAUUCCGAAUGAACUUUUUUCUUCGUUCGUUAACUGUCUCACACACCUCACUUGUUCUUUUGGGAGGAGUGCUGCCUUGGAAGAAGUGCUUGACAAGGAUGACAUGGUAUACAUGGAGGCAUAUGACAAACUCUUGGAAUCCUGGCUGACUUUGGUUCAAGAUGAUAAAUACUUCCAUAAAGGCUUCUUUACCCAACAUGCUGUUCAGGUUUUUAAUUCUUACAUCCAAUGCCACUUAGCAGCUCCUGAUGGUACCAGAAAUUUGACUGCUAAUGGUGUGGCCUCCAGAGAAGAAGAAGAAAUAAGUGAGCUGCAAGAGGAUGACAGAGAACAGUUUUCUGAUCAGCUGGCCAGCGUAGGCAUGUUAGGAAGAAUUGCUGCUGAACACUGUAUACCUCUCCUUACAAGUUUAUUAGAAGACAGAGUGACAAGGCUUCAUGGCCAAUUACAAAGGCAUCAGCAAUUAAUUGGUUCACCAGGAUCAGGCUCCAUUGACAAUAAAGCGCUUGAUGACCUAUAUGAGGAUAUUCAUUGGCUUAUUCUAGUUACAGGCUACCUCUUAGCUAAUGAUACUCAGGGAGAGACUCCGCUAAUACCUCCAGAAAUAAUGGAGUGUUCCAUUAAGCACUCAGCUGAGGUUGACAUCAAUACAACGCUUCAAAUGCUUGGAUCUCCAGGAGAAAAGGCCUCUUCCAUUCCAGGGUACAACAGAACCGAUUCUGUUAUUAGGUUACUGUCCUCUGUUCUAAGAGUUUCGGAAGUGGAGUCUCGAGCAAUAAGAGCUAAUCUAACGCACCUUUUGAGUCCACAAAUGGGGAAAGAUAUUGUGUGGUUCCUUAAGCGAUGGGCAAAAACCUAUCUACUUGUAGAUGAAAAACUGUAUGACCAGAUAAGUAUGCCAUUCAGUACGGCAUUUGGUGCUGAUACUGAGGGUGCCCAGUGGAUUGUGGGUUACCUCUUAGAAAAAGUCAUCAGCAAUCUUGCAGUCUGGAGUUCUGAGCAGGACCUUGCAAAUGAUACUGUGCAGCUCCUAGUAACGCUGGUAGAAAGACGAGAGAGGGCAAAUUUAGUAAUUCAUUGUGAGAAUUGGUGGAACUUAGCAAAACAGUUUGCCAGACGGAACCCACCUCUUCACAUUUUGUCCAGUUCAGUACAACGAACAUUAAUGAAAGCCUUAGUUCUUGGAGGUUUUGCUCAUAUGGAGUCUGAUGCCAAACAGCAGUAUUGGACAGAGGUUCUUCAUCCACUUCAGCAGCGAUUCUUGAAUGUGAUAAACCAAGAGAACUUCCAACAAAUUUGCCAAGAGGAGGAGGUGAAACAGGAAAUCACUGCCACCUUGGAGGCACUUUGUGGCAUCGCUGAGGCUACCCAGAUAGACAAUGUAGCAAUUCUCUUUAAUUUUCUGAUGGACUUCCUCAGCAAUUGCAUCGGACUAAUGGAAGUGUAUAAAAAUACACCAGAGACUGUUAACCUCAUCAUAGAGGUUUUUGUUGAAGUUGCACAUAAACAGAUAUGCUAUCUUGGAGAGUCUAAAGCCAUGAAUUUAUAUGAAGCUUGUCUGACCCUACUUCAGGUAUAUUCCAAGAAUAAUUUAGGUAGACAACGAAUAGAUGUUACAGCAGAAGAGGAUCAAUAUCAGGAUCUUCUUCUCAUUAUGGAACUUCUUACUAACCUACUUUCAAAAGAAUUUAUAGACUUCAGUGAUACAGAUGAAGUAUUCAGGGGACAUGAACCUGGGCAAGCCACAAACAGAUCUGUGUCAGCAGCAGAUGUUGUCUUAUACGGGGUGAAUCUAAUUCUGCCUUUAAUGUCCCAAGACUUGCUAAAAUUUCCAUCGCUAUGUAAUCAGUACUACAAAUUAAUCACUUUUAUUUGUGAAAUAUUCCCGGAGAAAAUUCCACAGCUUCCAGAUGACUUAUUUAAAAGCCUUAUGUAUUCAUUAGAGUUGGGAAUGACAUCAAUGAGUUCAGAUGUUUGUCAACUCUGCUUAGAAGCUCUGACACCACUGGCAGAACAGUGUGCAAAAGCACAGGAGACAGAUUCAUCACUUUUUUUAGCAACAAGGCACUUUCUUAAGAUGGUUUUUGAUAUGCUGGUACUACAGAAGCACAAUACAGAGAUGACAGCUGCAGCAGGUGAAGCAUUUUACACAUUAGUAUGUUUGCAUCAGGCUGAGUAUUCUGAAUUAGUUGAAACAUUAUUAUCAAGUCAACAAGAUCCAAUAAUUUAUCAGCGGUUAGCAGAUGCCUUCAACAAACUUACUGCAAGCAGCACUCCGCCUACGCUGGACCGUAAGCAGAAGAUGGCCUUCCUCAAAAGUUUAGAAGACUUUAUGUCAAAUGUUGGUGGUCUCCUCUGUGUAAAAUAAACACCAGAACUGUAUGCCUAACUUAGACCCUUUCUGCAAAAUGCACUGAAAAAUGCUGAAAGCUGACUUAAUCUUAAUGCCUAUUUCUGGGUUUUUCACAGCCAUCUAAGAUUUUAGAGAGCCUGGAGAUUUUGACAUAGUGCAGUGGAAUAGGAGAUGUCAACUCUAAAAUCAGCUUCUGCUAUAUGUGUUAGCCACAGUCUGUCAUACCUUUUAAUGUUGUGCAGAAUAAACAGAAAAAAAACUGAAAUAUCUAAAAGAAUUCCACAAGUGCAUACAGAUAUGGGCACAGUAAAAACAAGAACCAGUGCCUUGUCCCAAAUGGCCUCAGUGACAAUUCAGACUUCUGAAAGAUUUUGUUGUUGCUCUAAACCCUUUUAUUAUGUGCUUUAGACACAUAGAACUGUAAAACAAUUCUAAGCUUUAUUUUUCCUCUCUGAAAGUGAAGAAGAAGAAAACCACCAAAUGAUAUUUUUAACUUGGAUUUAGUUUUGUUUUGUUUCUUAGGGUUUUUUUUUAACAUCAACCUGGCGUUGCAUGUUUGUGUAAUACAAGUUUUUACAUUAUAUGCUGCUGCCCUAAAGUUCAGAAAGAAGAAAGGUGUAUAUUUUUGUUUCCCCUGGAAUGAACUUUAGGAACUGUAGCCAUUUCAUUGCCUUAAUUUAAAACGGAUUUUUAAAAAUAACUGAUGUAAGUUAGGUAAGAAAUCUAAGGCAAACUUUGGGUCUUCAGAACUGGUUUUGAAUGUCAGCAUUAAGCUGCCAUGUAUCUGUUUGCAGCCCUCAUAUGUUGAGAGUAUUAUUUCAGUGUGAGUGUAAACAGGAGUUCAUAUGUACUUUUACUUUCAAUAUCUAUUGAGUCACGCCCAGGUCAUACACAAGUACAGUGUAUUUCUAGACUGAACUGUUUGCUGAAGCAAUAAUGUUUCAAAAGGUGUAAAUUAUUGAUUUCUACAAACUAUUUUUUUUAAUGUUAGGGCAUUAGAUCCAGUGGUUAGCCGAUGAGUGUCAAACUCUUCUAACCAAGGGCCAUCUAUUUUUUAUUUCAAGAGUCAGAAUACUGAACUGUGGUCUGAUGUCUUACCAUCAUCCUCAUCAGAUUAACAGAACUAUGUUGUGCUGCUCUGAUCCCACCUGUUCAGCAUCUUGGCACUUUAAAAGAUUAAGGUUACCUGUAUGGUUUCAUACUGCAUCCACCAAAUAGGAGGUUGCCAUGGUGGCAGGAACUCAAAAGUAUAGAAGCAGGGAAUUUUCUAGUAGUUGCAAGCCAAACUAAACCAACAAAUGCAUAUGCUGCUGAUUAAAACAAACCAUUUUUGAUGAAGGAAGGGGAUAAUUUGUCUCCAAGGCUGUGUGUGUUAUACUCUGCAAAAUAUGUGCUAUUGGGUAUUCUCAAGUAGUGAUUUUAACAUUUUAUAUGAGGUUAUAUAAAUCACUUGCCUCUUUAUAGCAUCAUGUUUGCAGUUCUGUGCCAUCCUUGUGCUUUUCAUCUCAAAAUGUAAUCACACUACCUGCUAAUUUGUAUGUUUGAAAUCUUUAACAUUGUGGAGUGUUGCUAUAAGGGUCCAAACUUCUUCAAUUCCUUCUUGGCAAGCCAUGAACUGAGAAAACAAUGGAAGGAUGUGCCUCUGUUUCUGCAAAAUAUUUUCUUUCAUUUCUAGCCAUAAAAUGAAGAGUGGCUGGAGCAAAUUGUUUCCUUGAAUAGUUGUUUUUCUUGAAACACUGAUUAGAAUGAACCUCAAUUCAGACAUCGUUAUAGGCCUGUAGCUUGGCUUUUAGGAAUGUGUUCCAGUCUCGUGCAUUUCCUUCUCCAUCUGCAUCCUCAGAUUCCCUUCUGCGCUUCCUAGUCUACAGCAGUUUGAACUGAUGGUUCAACUGAACAAAUAAUAGUUACUGCUAAGUGUAGUGUGAUUACAAACUAAAAACUACAAUUUGAGCAUGAAGCACAUUCCUAACAACAAAGCUACAGCAUGAUCAUGACCUGUGAUUUGGGUCUGUCAGCCCCUUCUUGGUUUAAAUUGUUUCAUUUGUUUCUUAAACAUUGUUGUUUGUAGAAUGAAGAAAUACAGUAGUUUUGGUUUUCAUUUGUUUAAAAAUGGAGUUCCUGUGGCUCUAGCAAAGCUGUUUGUGCUCUAAUUAUGAUAAAUUCUAAAUUCCUUUAAAAUAGUUGAGAACUUGUAGGCUUCUAAGAACAAUGGCUUUCAAAACAUUGCCCACUAUGUUGAAAGUCAUUAUGGUUAAUAAAAUAAGCAACUGCAGCCUGUGUUUCACUGAGGACAACUACAUAGCAGUUUGGUAUGUAGGUGAAUUGAGUUCUCAGUUAUUAUGGUUAACAGUUCUGGUUUGUAGAAUUAGUACUUAAAACUGGUGCCACUGGAAGCCCAAUUUCUGAUUAUGUGAGAUGACACUGGUUAUCUCUAGGAGCACUGACUAUGAGGCAUGGGAGAUACCUGUAGGGCAGUUGGGAACGUAACGUCCUGGCUAGGUUGGGGAAGAGUCUGCGAAGCAUUGCUGCUGUGCACCCUCCAUUUGUUUCAGGUGGAUUUGUUUUGAACUUCAGUGCAGGUCAAUGCAAAAUGAAUGGAACUUGUACACAACAAUAUUUGGUGGAUUGCUUCUAAAAGUAAGAGUUGUCAAGGGUUAUUUGUAUUCCUAAAUUUAUUUCCUCAUUUAAAAUGUAUAUUACGUUAAAGGGACACUGUCCAGUACAUUUUUAUCUAAAAUUUUGUAACUGUUAGUGAUUUCUAAGAAGACUAUCCUUCCUGUUUUUGUAUUCCUUCCCCAUUUAACAUAUUUACAAAUGUCACAUUAUGUAUCUCCACCCUCUGAAUUUCAGAGAGAUUGUAGUGUCUCUGGAAAUCCAUAUUGGUGCAUGGGCACCUUCACCACACUGGAGAACUCUACAAUAUUUUAUUAUGUCCAUGUCUUUAAAACAAAGUGGUCUUUUAUGGGAUAAUAUGUACUUAAGUUAGUAGGGCAUAAACAAAGCUCAUGCAAACCAAUAAAAACAUGAUGUGUUUCAAUUGGCUGUUAACUGAAGCCAUGUGAUAUUUCUAGAAAUUGUUGGUAACAGCACUGAGUUCAGAAACCAAAUGAGAGAUGAUAGAGAAGAUGAACCUGUUUUUAAAAACUGAUUUCUUGUAUAAUCUGUCAGACAAGUAUAUUGUUCUAACAUGAAAUGUGGUGCUUCAAUUUAGUAAAUGACUUCCAUAGGAUGUACAUUCUAAUUACAAAGAAGCCAUUUGUGCUCCCCACUUUUAAUUUCAAUCUAAGGUUGAAAUUUGGAUUUUCCAAAUCAUUAAUUUGUUUGGGAAUAAGCCAUUUAAAGAGUUAUGAUUCCAACUCCAUUAACUGUCUAAUCUUUCAGAGUACAUUAGCUCACACUUUGAUAUCUAAGGCAAUCUAGAAGCAUUAGCACAGGGAAAUUAACUUCAUGAUAAAACUGCUAUGCUUUUAAUAAAGUCUAUCAUCGGGACUGAGAAGAAAUUGAUACUGCAGAAAAAAGUCAGGAGUUUUAAUCUGAGCUCACAUCUGGUUCCUGACAAGAUGUGCCUAAAGCAAGUACAUUAAAUUGAAGAUUGAUAUUUAAGAUGUCUUGACGUAUAUCUGAACUACAAAUAUCUGGAAGUGUCAAUUAGAUUCUAAAUUCAGAAUGUUUAAAGUCUAUCAGAAUGCUGAGCACCAUUUUUUUUGAUUUGGUGAAAUAAUGUUAUUGGAAAUAUUUUGUUGACUGAGUAUAUUUUACAGUGAAGAAAAAAUUCCUAAAAUAUUGGCAUUUUCACCAUCAAUGAACUACCCAGUGUUCCCAGUGUACACAUAUAUUGGAGAUAAUCUUUAUCAAACUGUUGUUGUUGUUUAGUUGUUUAGUCGUGUCCGACUCUUUGUGACCCCAUGGACCAGAGCACACCAGGCCCGCCUGUCUUCCACUGCCUCCCGGAGUUGGGUCAGAUUCAUGUUGGUAGCUUUAACAUCAAGUGGAUAGAAUCCAAAAUGCUUCCUAGACCAUUGCUGGUUUGAUAGCGGAUUAAUUGAUCACAGUAGAAACAACAGCAACAUAAAUCUCUUUGAUCACAUAUGCAUAGUCGAGCAGUUAACAGCCCUUAAUACUGGAUGUUAAUGUACAAUAACACUGACGUUGAACGAAAGUCAUUCUCUAGGUUUUUCAGAGCAAAAAUUGGGAAAACAUUUAAUUUGUGGUAAGUUAUAUUAGAUGAAUCAUGUCCAUGGCACAAACUGAUUAAUUUGCAAAACAACUCUGACAGUUUAGGAAAAUAUACUGUAGAAUUAUUAGUAAGUUUGUGGAAAACUAAGGAUUUUUCUUGCUGCAUAAAUAAGCCGGUGAAAAGUAUGGAUUUUGUUGAGUCAUUCAGUUGAUAUUUGUAAGGUGAUCUCUGUAACCUGAGAUUCACUAAAAUGUUUAAGAGCAGUAUUCAAACUUGUACUUGUUCUUUUUUUGAUUCCUGGUAUGCAAAUUUUUCCAAUUAAGCAAAAUCACUUUUUAUAAAGGACAACAUGUUUUUAUGCCAUCAUGUGAAAUUCCCCGUUUCUGUAAGAUGCACCUCUUCAAAGCUGCAAAGCUAUAUUUACUUAGCGGAUUCUGUUCUAAAUGUUACUACUUUAAACCUAACAACUAAAAGACAACUGUUGAAUUUGACAUCUUUUCAGGUCUCAGCUAGGUCUGCCUCACACAAGAAAUAGAGGAAAACUUCUGAAUUUCAUAAGAAUUCCUGAAUUACAUGACAUUUCAAAAUU
Molecule: messenger RNA, 8253 nt
Organism: Pogona vitticeps (central bearded dragon)
Lineage: Eukaryota; Metazoa; Chordata; Lepidosauria; Squamata; Agamidae
Gene: XPO4
Product: exportin 4
Biological process (GO): protein export from nucleus
Cellular component (GO): cytoplasm; nuclear pore
Molecular function (GO): nuclear export signal receptor activity
Source: RefSeq, a predicted model, not a curated record